Messenger RNA from Ornithorhynchus anatinus (platypus), 9835 nucleotides. RefSeq names its product trinucleotide repeat containing 18 (gene TNRC18). NCBI's taxonomy places the organism in Eukaryota, Metazoa, Chordata, Mammalia, Monotremata, Ornithorhynchidae. The transcript has 31 exons. The coding region runs from base 526 to 9744 and encodes 3072 amino acids. The record is from RefSeq and is a predicted model, not a curated record. Gene Ontology annotation, molecular function: chromatin binding.
UAGAUCCAGAGAGAGGAACUUGAAAGGGGGGUUGUGUAAUGUACCUUUUCCAAUCCCGGGCUGUAUAUGGAGAUUUGGGAUUCUUUAAACCAGUGCUACCUGGAUUUUAUUAAAAAGCGGGGACCUUUGGAGAAGGAAAGCUGGAUUUUCCAGGAAAGCAGAGCGAGCCGGGAUCGGGCGCCUCUUUGCUCCGGGGUGGCGGAGUUGGUGAGCCGAACGGACGGACUAAAGGACAUUUUUAUACCAAAAAAAGGAAAGGCGGGCAAAAAGUCUGAGUUGGAUCUAAUUCCUGAGAGGGAGGUAACUACGAGGGCAAAGCGACAGGAUGGCGAAGAAGCGAGAUUGUUAGAAGGGAAGCGGACGAUCCGCUCCACCAGGCAGAGGAGAUGCCCGCAGCGGACGGUCCUCCGGCCGAAGACCAUGAGACUUCCCCGCGACUCGGGCUCUAAACCCCUCUGAUCCGGGGCAGGGGGGAAAAGGGUCCCGGGAGAGACCCGCGGCAGCCGGGAAGCUGGCUCUCGGAGGAUGGAUGGCCGAGACUUUGGCCCUCCCCGGUCUGUCCACAUCCCCCCUCCGCUGCUGUCCGGCCUGGCCAUGGACGGCCACCGGGCCGGAGCCGCCACGGCCGCCGGACGCCUGCCGCCCUCCUCCGGGCACCUGGCCUCGGGGCUGCCCGCCCCCCUGCCCCCGGCCAAGUACCUGUCGGCCGGGAUCAACCUGCAUUCGCACCCCGGUGAGGCCUUCCUGGGUGGGUUUGUGGCCAGCGGACUAGGGACCUCCUCCACGCCCCAUGGAAGCCCCGCCCCUUUACCCUCUGACCUUUCCUUCAGGUCACCCACCCCCACCAACCUACAGAUGGUGCAGCUCUGGGCCGCUCACUCCCACGAAGGCUUUUCCCAUCUGCCUAAUGGUCUGUACCCUUCGUACAUUCCCCUGAGCCACCUGGAACCCCCCAGCAGCGGCAGCCCCCUCCUAGCCCAGCUGGGUCAGCACAGCCUCUUUGACUCUCAGAAAGAUGGGUUUUACUUGCCAGGCCACGCGGGCCAGCCAGCCAUGCAUCCCCAGAGCAGCGUCGCCCGGACCCCGGCCGGCCACCCCGCUGGCUCCCUCCUCCGCGAGAAGGACCUCGGUCACCUACACAAGGGCUCGCGAGAGGGUCCGAAGGAGUCCAGCAAGGAGCGGGGGUGCCGAAGCGAUCUGUCCCUGUCCUUCGGCAAGAAAGAGAGUAGGGCCAAGGAGGAGCCCCGCCCCCGCAGCGUGGUGGACCUCACCCAGGACACUAAGCCCGAAGGCGACCGGAAGCUGAGUGGGCUGGAGCGGGCGGCCAAGAUGGGGGAGAGGCUCUCCCCGUACUUGGCCGAGCAUGGGCCACACCGGAGCGGGGGCAGCGGAGAGCCCAAAUCCAAGAACCCCCUGCAGACCUCUUCCCUGAGUAACUGUAAUGGUGGCGGGGACCCCCUGCUGAAGGUCCUGGGCAUGGAACAAGACCGCUGCACCAAGGACCCCAACCGCCAUGACGAGAACGUGAGGCCUUCAGCCCACGCCCACCUGGACCGGCUGAAACGGGGGGAUGCCAGCCUGCCCUCCGCCAUUGGCACUUUGCACGUUUCCUGCACCUGCCCCCCACCCCACCCUUCCUCCCAAGCGGGAAAAAUGACUCCCGCCUCCUCCUCCUCGUCCUCCUCCUCCUGCUCCUCCUCCUGCUCCUCCUCCUGCUCCUCUACAUUCCCCCCACAGCCCAUCCAUUCCAACCUGUAUACCAUCUUCCCGCCAGGCAAGGACCUGGGCCGGGAGCACAGAGUUAUCGCGCCCACCUUCGUGCCUUCGGUGGAGGCCUAUGACGAGAGGACCGGGCCCAUCCAGAUCGCCUCGCAGGCCCGGGAUGCCAGGGCCAAGGACAGGGAAGUGGGCAGGGUCGGGGUGCUGCAGUCUCCCCCAGAGAGGUGCCUGGCCGACCUCACACGCCCCCUCCGGUCCCAGGAGUUCCCUUGCCCCGGCGAGGCCAAGCGCCUGGACGUGCUGAGGGAGAAGGGCUCCGUGAUCCGCUCCAACUCCCUGGUGCUGAAGCGUCACGUGACCUCGGAGCCCUUCCUCAGCCGGCCGGGGCCGGGGCCAGGCUCGGGCUCCCCGGACAGCAGGGAGUACCUCCCGCCCAAGGAUGCGCUGAAACCUGAGGCGGAGCCCCGAGCCUGCGAGCGCGGAGAGCGCUUCCCCAGGCCGGCGGCCAAGGAGGCGGCCAAGGUGUACGGGGCUGGCCCGGACGGCUCGCGGCAGCAUCCGGACCUGGGCCAGCUCAAGCUCCCUGAGCAGAAGUGGAAGCCCUUCGAGAUGGGCCACUUCGCCACCACCCAGAUGGCAGUGCUGGCCGCCCAGCACAACCAGGCCACCCGGGCAGAGGAGGAGGCGGCUAAGAAGGCGGCCUACCUGGACCCCAGCGGGCUGCCCCGGGCACCGGUGGUGGGGGGCCGGGGCGGCGGGGACUUGCACCCCUCCGCCCAUAGCGAGGGGUCUGCCAUGCAGAGCCUCAUCAAGUACAGCGGCAGUUUUGCCAAAGAGGCCGCCUCCCGCCCUAGCAGUGGCAAGAAGAGCCCCUUUGGUGGGCUGGGCAACAUGAAGCUGGAUCCCUCCCACCUGGGCACCUCCAAGAUCCAGCAGCUGCUCUCCCACCAGGGUGGGAAGCAGCUCAAAAGGGACCCAGAGAGGCCAGAGAGCGCCAAGUCCUUCGGGCGGGAGAGCAUUGGGUCGCAGGGCGAGGUGGAGGUGAGGCACCCCCCUGUGGGCAUCGCCGUGGCGGUGGCCCGGCAGAAGGACAACAGUGGGAAUAAGCUGGCGCCCAGCCUGGCAGACCAGGACCGCUCCCUGUCCCUGAGCAGCAUCAAAGGACACUGUGGUCGCUCAGAUGAGGACUGUGCAGAAGACCACAGCCGCCACAGAGAAGAACGUCUCCUGGGCGGGCGCUUGGAGCGGGACCAGGAGAAGCUGCUCAGUAAACUUGAGUCUCUGCCCUCGGUUCUCUCCCAUGCCGCUGCUGCCCAGCACAGAGAAAGCAAAGAACUGGCCGACCUGGCACGGAUCCACCCUGCUGGAUGUGCCACGAAUGGCCUCAACCCCAACCUCAUGGUGACCGGUGGCCCCGCCCUGACCGGCUCAGGGCGCUGGUCUGCUGACCCAGCCUCACACCUGGCCACCCACCCUUGGCUCCCCAGGACCGGUAGCCCUUCUAUGUGGUUAGCUGGCCAUCCCUACGGCCUGGGACACCCCUCCUUACACCAAGGAAUGACACCGGGUUUCACCCCUGGCAUGGGGAGUUCACUUCCUUCAGCCUACCAAUUUGCCAGAGACCCUCAGUCCGGGCAGCUGGUUGUGAUCCCCAGUGAACACUUGCCCCACUUUGCGGAGUUGAUGGAGCGGGCUCCCCCGCUCUGGCCCGCGAUGUAUCCCCCGACUCGCAGCUCCCUCCAGCACGCUCACCAGCUCCAGCUGUUGUCUCACCAGCAGUUGCUUCGGCAACAUGAGUUGUACAUCUUGCAGCAGCAAGCGGCGCACGCCAUGGAGCUGCAGAGGAGCGCGCAGCUGGUGGAAAGGUUAAAAGUCAACGAGCAACGGGCUGAGAUGGAAGAGAAAGUCUCCAAACGCAGCCUGGAGGGCAGCAAACAGGGUCUCUCCUCCUCAGCUUCAGGCCUGCUCCAUCGCAAACCCCCGAUCCUUUCCCCCAGCGCCUCUGCAUCCUACAGCAAGGCCUUGAGUCCCCCUCCCUUAUCCCCCCGGGCCUCACCCGUGACCGUGCUUAAAGCCAAGGUGAUCCAGAAGAUGGAAGAGGCACCGAAGCCACCAGCUUACUCCUACCCCGCCACCCCGAGCUCACAUCCAUCUAGCCCUCCCCCUGCCUCUCCACCCCCGGCCCCUGCCAUCCCCCCCAAAGAAGAACUUCCUGAGAAUGUGGAGAAGAAAGAUUUGGAAAUGGAAAAAGAGGCCUCCAGCCCAUUCCAAGCCUUGUAUCCAGAGAUUCCGCCAAGAUAUCCAUUCCAGUCCCUUCCUGCCUCUUUUGGGAGACAUUAUCCAUACCUACUCCAGCCCACAGCAGCUUCCGAUGCGGAUGGCUUGGCCCCCGACGUCCCGCUGCCCGCGGAGGAACCCGAACACAUGGCACUCACUCCGGAAGUCAAGCCCAUACACCUGUCCCCAUCCAAAAUAGUGGAGCCUCUCCAGGCCUCCCAGGAUGAAGAGGAACCCUUGGAGGAGAGGGUGAAGGCCGAGGUGGAAGAGGUGGAGGAGACUCGGGAGGAGAUGUCUGAGCCGAACCUGGAGCCUCUGACGCUUCCCGCUCCUGCCUCUGGGCCAGCCCAGAGCCUGGACAACUGCGACCACUUGCUGCGUCCGGUGGAAGCGCUGAGCACCGUGGAGCAGGAGAUGGCAGAGCUCCAGGAUUGUCCGGCGGAAUACCAGGUUGGCCAAGCUGAAGGGGAAACCCAAGCCCAGAACGAAGUGACGACUAGGAUUGAGAGCUGCACUAUUCGCAUGGACUACAAUGACAGGGGGACGCAGGAGGAAGAGGAGGAGGAGGAAGAGGAAUUGAGGGAGGCUGCCCCCAAGGAGGGACUUGAAGCUGAACCAAGUGGACCUCCCCUUGGGGUAGAGCCACAGGACAGAGAAGUGGGGAGGGAACUCUUCAGCCUGGCCUCAGAGGAGGCAGUGCAAGUGCCAACAAGUCCCCCUUAUCCAGAGGAAGUGAUACCCUGCCAGCUUCCCUCGCUCGAUAUCAAGCCCGACGACCCUCUGGCUGGCAUGAACGCCUUGGUGGCUGCCACGGAGCUGCCCCAGGCAUACUCCUUGCUGACGGCCAGCAGCGUCACACAGGCUCUGGUGAACCUGGAGGUGGCCCACAACCUGUCCCUGGAGCAGAGCUUUCUGCAGGGGAUCACCCUGCUGAGUGAGAUCGCUGAGCUGGAACUAGAAAAGAGGAAACAGGAAGUAGAAACAGACCCAGAGAGUUGCCCUGUCCGACCCACCAUGGAGAGCUUGCUGGCUGCCAGCACCCACAUGCUGAUGGAGGUGCUGUCCAACCCCUUCAUGGACCCUCUGAAGACCAUCCGACUGCCCCGUGAGCUGAACCCCAACAAGAAGUACAGCUGGAUGCAAAAAAAGGACGAACCAAUGUACUCCAUCAAGUCAGCUAUCGAGAACAUGGAUGCGAUGGAACUGGACUACCGGAUGAGGCUGGCUGAGCUGCAGCGGCGGUACAAGGAGAAGCAGCGGGAGCUAGUGAAGUUGCAGAGGCGCCGAGACUCUGAGGAAAAACGUGAAGAGAAAAGUAGAAGCUUGGCGAGAAGAGGCCCAGGAAGGCCCAGGAAACGGAGGCAUGGAUCAAGUGCUCUGUCGCCCCCUCUGGAGAAAGGGAAGAGUGACAGCAAGAGUGGAAAGCUGAGCAAGACCUUGCUGCUGUCAGAAGAUUCGGAGACUGGAGAAGGGGUGAGGAAGAGGCACAAGGGAGCCCUCCCUGAGGAGGAAGAUGAUGCAGACAGCUCCAGUGGGAGGACGAAAGGGAGAAACCAGAGCUGGGAGGAACAUGAAGCUGUCUCAGGCUUUGCAAAUGAGUUGAAGAUCAAGAAGAAGAAGAUGGCAAGUGACCAGGAGCAGCUGGCAAGUAAGCUGGACAAAGCCCUGUCUCUCACCAAGCAAGACAAGUUGAAGUCACCUUUCAAGUUUGCAGAUAGCUCUGGUGGGAAACAAAAAAUCAGUGGGGGUGUCAGCAGGUACUUGUCAUCCCAUGACACCUUCCUGAGCAAGGAAGAGAAGAAAAACCUGGCCAAGGGCUUAAGUCUAUCGCUGAAAGCCUCCAAAGAAGGUAAAAACAAAAUGGCUUCCAAAAUGAAGAAGAUGGAGGUGGGGUUAAAAGUCAAAGGUCAGCUGAAGGUUUCCCACUCACCAGCAAUAUCGGAAAUGAGCAGCUACUCCUAUAAUUCGGACUCAGAGGAAGAUGAUGAAUCCUUGAAGGAUGAGUGGCCUUCUCAGUCUCCCUCCAGCUCCAAAACGAGACCUUCCAGUCUCUACAGUGUAGUGACCAAAAAGAGCAGCAAGUCGGCUGGAGGCCUCAAGCCAGUCAAGAGGGGCAUGCCCACCACUGGAACUCUCAAAGCUAAGCAGGCUGCAAGCAGAAAGCAGCCAUUUUGUUUGCUGCUUCGGGAGGCUGAGGCUAGAUCUUCCUUCAGUGACUCUUCGGAGGACUCGUUUGAUCAAGAUUAUAGUUCAGAAGAGGAGGAAGAAGAUGAGGACGAUGAAGAGGAGGAGGAGGAGGAGGAGGAAGCUGACGACUAUGGGAUGAAUAGCCAUGAUCGGCUCUCCUCCCCAUCCUUGGAUGAAAGUGGUUUGGGGCUGUUGGCGAGGUUUGCUGCCAGUGCCAUGCCUAGCCCCAUAGUGCCUCCCCCUCUCUCCAUUGUCCAGCUGGAGGCCAAACAGAAGGCUAAGAAGAAGGAAGAGAGGCAGAGCCUGAUGGGAACGGAAUUUGAAUACACUGACUCGGAGAGCGAGAUCAAGAUCAGAAAGAAAUCGCCCUCCGGGCUGCUGCGGGGGAAGAAGGGGCUGAUGGAGCAGGGAGCCAUCCCACCUCCAGCCCCCUCCGGUUCGCUGGGCCCCAGCCCCGGGACCACAGACAAGGUCAAACCGGCCAUGGAGAAGGGGCGGAAACUGAAGAAGCUCAAAUCCCCCAAGGAGCUGAGCUUUGAAUUCGGGUUGGAGGCGAGUGAUGACGACCUGUGGAACCGGCGCCGGAGCGAAAGGAUCUUCCUCCAUGAUGCCACCGCCACGGCCCUCUUGCCGCCCACCCCUGCCAGCUCCACCCCCAUCUCCAAACCCAACCGCUGCAGCAAAGGUCCCCCGCUGAGUCCCAAGAAAGAAGGGGUGAAAGGGAAGGAAAGGAAAGAGCUCAGCAAGCAGAAGAAGAAGGGAAAGGAGGGACCGUGCUGCUCUUCUUCGUCCUCUUCCAUGUCUCCCCCUGCCGUCUCCAGUUUGCCCUCUGAAGCUCGAGCUCCCUUGGCAAGUUCUCUGACUUCCACCAAAAAGAGUAAAACCAAGGUGAAAGCCAAGGAUCUAAAGAAAGAGAGCCGAGGGAAAGGAGGAGCGGUGAGUAAACUGAUGGAAAGCAUGGCGGCUGAAGAGGACUUUGAACCCAACCAGGACAGCAGCUUCUCCGAGGAUGAGAAUCUCCCCCUGAGUAUGCUGGUGGAGAGGCCUGUGACUCCAGCCCCCCGGUCCUGCAUCAUCGACAAGGAUGAGUUGAAAGACGGCCUGCGGGUCCUCAUCCCCAUGGAUGACAAGCUGCUCUAUGCCGGUCACGUGAAGACGGUGCACUCCCCUGACAUCUACCGAGUGGUGGUGGAAGGAGAGAGGGGCAACCGUCCCCAUAUCUACUGUCUUGAGCAGCUCCUGCAGGAAGCGAUAAUAGAUGUGAAGCCACCCUCAGUCAGGUUCUUGCCAGAAGGUACCAGAAUCGCGGCCUACUGGAGCCAACAGUACCGCUGCCUCUAUCCAGGCACCGUUGUUCGAGGGUCCCUGGAUCAAGAAGAAGAUGGGGAUCUGAUCACAGUGGAAUUUGAUGACGGGGACACCGGGAGGAUUCCCUUGUCUCAUAUUCGUCUCCUACCUCCAGAGUAUAAAAUUCAGUGUGCUGAGCCAUCCCCCGCCCUUCUGGUACCCAGUGCCAAGCGCCGCAGCCGCAAGUCCAGCAAGGAGACUGGCGAAGGAAAAGAAUGCAGCACAAUGGGGACCGAGGAGUCUGUGGCAAAGGCCAAAGGUCGCGGUCGGAAACCCAGUGUCAAAGCCAAAGUCGAAGAGGCGGUAGUCCUGGAGGAAGCAGGUCCAGGUGAUUCUUCAGUGAGUGUCUCUGGAGCUCAGGAGAAGCCCCCUAGCCUGGGCAAACAGAACUCCAAGAGUUCAAGGAAGAGUCAGCCAUCUCUACCAGACCCUCCCUCCGCUCUACCCGAGGAGAAACGCAACAAAGCCAACAAAGUCAAAAUGACAGCCAAGCUGCACGGCCCCCCACCCCCUUUCCAGCCGCCGGUAUUUGGCGGCAACAUGAUGAGUGGCGAAGCGUAUGGCGAAGUGCCAGGGCCUCUGGGCACCUUUGGGGCCACCGACAAUCCAACCAGCAAAACCAAAGCGAAGAAGGGAAGGUCUGGGGAAGAGCCGGGGUUCAACCUGGCACCCAAGGGGCAAAGGAAACCAUCAGACAGCGAGGUCCUUAUCAAGUUAGACCACGAAGGGGUGACGUCACCUAAAAGCAAGAAGACCAAGGAGGCCAUGAUGCUGAUGGAGGACUCUGGUCUGGGGAACCGGAGGGAGAGCAAAACCCUCCUGGGGCUCGGCUAUCCCUCAGUUACGGGAGGUCAAGUCAAAUCUAAAUCCUCCAGGGCCAAGGCCACGAAUGCAGAGUCGUUGGCAGCUAAUUUUGGAGGCAAGUUUGGAAACUCCGGGGACUCUCUGGCACCCGAGAAGGACCAGGGAGACAAAGCGGUGACGGAGGCGGCGGAUGAAUCUGAGAGCAACAGUAGUGGCGGCAGCAGCUCAGAGACAGAAGGGGAGGAGGAAGAGGAGGGAGAGGGGGAGGAGGAGGGGGAGGGAGAGGAAGAGGGGGGAGGAGGGAAGAAUGGCGGUGACCCCCAGGAAGACAGCAGUUCUUCCAGUUCCCGGGCAUCCACCCCGCUCUCCUCGUCCAACUCUUCCUCCUCUUCCAGCAGCAGCUCGUCCUCCUCGUCCUCCUCUUCCUCCUCUUCUUCUUCCUCCUCCUCUUCUUCCUCCUCCUCCUCUUCGUCGUCCUCCUCCGCCUCCUCCACCUCUUCCUCCUCCAGCUCCAGCUCCUCAUCCUCAUCCACGACAGACGAAGACUCCUCGUGCAGCUCGGACGAUGAGACAGCCGAGGCCCAGCCCAGCUCUUCCGCCCCGCCGGCUCUCCCCACGAAGCAGGCCAAGCCUCCGGGAAAAUCCUCCCGCGCCUCCUCUCACCCUCCCAGCCAGAAACAGAAGCAGCAGCAGCAGCAGCCACCACCCCCCCAGCAGAAGCCACCGCCCGGGGGCAACAAGAGCCGACCCAAAAAGCGGGAGGGAAUACACCUGCCCACCACCAAGGAACUGGCCAAGAGGCAGAGACUCCCAUCUGUGGAGAACCGACCCAAAAUUGCCGCCUUCCUCCCCGCCCGGCAGCUGUGGAAGUGGUUCGGCAAACCCACGCAGAGGCGGGGCAUGAAGGGGAAGGCCAGGAAGCUCUUCUACAAGGCGAUCGUGCGUGGCAAGGAGAUCAUCCGUAUCGGAGACUGUGCCGUCUUCCUCUCCGCUGGCCGGCCCAACCUGCCAUACAUCGGACGCAUCCAGAGCAUGUGGGAGUCUUGGGGGAAUAACAUGGUGGUUAGGGUGAAAUGGUUCUACCAUCCUGAAGAAACCAAUCCUGGCAAGAAACUCAACGAAGGCAAGCGCUGGGAUCAGAAAUCGGGCAGAAGCCUUCCCGCAGCUCUCCAAGGAUCCAACCAGAGGAAGGACUUCAUGGAGAGGGCGCUGUACCAGUCCUCGCAUGUGGAUGAAAAUGACGUCCAGACCGUCUCCCACAAGUGUCUGGUGGUGGGCCUCGACCAGUACGAGCAAAUGCUGAAGACCAAGAAGUACCAGGACAGCGAAGACCUGUACUACCUAGCUGGGACCUACGAGCCCACCACCGGCAUGAUCUUCAACACGGACGGCGUCCCGGUCAUUUGCUGAUCGCCUGGGAGAGGGAGCAAUUCAGGGACGUGUCCUGCCAGGCCGGAAUCCGGUCCUCCCCGGGAUGGGGGUGGGGGGGAUGGGGCGUGGG